GCCUCAUGGAGAGAUCAUGAUGAUGCUGUAUCCAUGCAUUCUGCGGGUACACCGGGGCCCUCAAGUGGAGGUCACACCUCCCAAAGUGGGGAAAACAGCAGUGAACAAGGGGAUGUUUUAGAUAACAGCGUGGCCUCUCCUGGCACAGGGGAUGACGAUGACCCAGACAAAGAAAAAAAGAGGCAGAAGAAACGUGGCAUCUUUCCCAAAGUAGCAACAAACAUCAUGAGAGCGUGGCUCUUCCAGCAUCUUACGCACCCAUACCCAUCAGAGGAACAGAAAAAACAGCUGGCACAGGACAUAGGACUAACAAUUCUACAAGUAAAUAAAUGGUUCAUUAAUGCAAGAAGACGGAUAGUUAAACCCAUGAUCGACAAGUCAAAUCGAGCAGGUUUUCUUCUUGAUCCUUCAGUGAGCCAAGGAGCAGCAUAUAGUCCGGAGGGUCAGCCAAUGGGAAGCUUUGUGUUGGAUGGUCAGCAACAUAUGGGAAUCCGGCCCGCAGGACCUAUGAGUGGGAUGGGCAUGAAAAUGGGCAUGGAUGGACAGUGGCACUAUAUGUAAACUUGUCCUGCAGUGCGGUUACAAGCAAUGGAUGUCUGCAGGACAUGCCAGGGAAUUGUCUUUCUCAGGGUGGUCCUAUGGGUUUCAGUUUGGUGCAACCAGCUCUCACUACUCCCCAAAAGACAUUAUGCCCUUCUACUGAAGAAAUGGACCUCCGGUGCCCCACAUCUGCCAAGCUCCCCAUCAUGAAACACAUAGCUAACUGGAGGAUUAGUUCAUUUUGGGAUGGCCAUGUACGCACAACCAUCACAUUGUUUCGAACCAAGCCUUUGGGAGGGAGGGUAACAUCCUGAAAAUUACCCCAACAUUAUAAGGAAC
Molecule: messenger RNA, 879 nt
Organism: Bombina bombina (fire-bellied toad)
Lineage: Eukaryota; Metazoa; Chordata; Amphibia; Anura; Bombinatoridae
Product: homeobox protein Meis1-like
Exons: 1
Coding region: 34-561 (175 amino acids)
Biological process (GO): positive regulation of transcription by RNA polymerase II; positive regulation of cell population proliferation; eye development
Molecular function (GO): DNA-binding transcription activator activity, RNA polymerase II-specific; RNA polymerase II cis-regulatory region sequence-specific DNA binding
Source: RefSeq, a predicted model, not a curated record